This is a messenger RNA of Arachis ipaensis, 726 nucleotides long. Its product is annotated as protein FAR-RED ELONGATED HYPOCOTYL 3-like. Lineage: Eukaryota; Viridiplantae; Streptophyta; Magnoliopsida; Fabales; Fabaceae. The record is from RefSeq and is a predicted model, not a curated record.
AUGGCAAUCACAAAAUAUAAUGUGACUUGGGACAACAGGCUAGCGAAUCUGAUUUGGGCAAACGGAUCUAGCAGAGUCGAUUACCAAUACUUUGGUGAUGUAUUGGCAUUUGAUUCAACAUACAAGAAAAACAAAUACAAGAGACCGGUCGUGAUUUUUUCUGGAUCAAACAAUCACAAGCAGACCACCAUCUUUGGGUUUGGGUUGUUGCUUGAUGAAAGUGUUUCUUCCUAUCGGUGGAUGUUAGAGAAUUUGAUGGAGAUCAUGUGUGGUAAAAAGUCGGCUGUAGUUGUGACUGACGGCGACAAGGCUAUGAUAAAAGUAGUUUCCGAAGUGCUUCCCUCUGCGACCGAUCGUUUGUGUGCAUGGCAUGUGGAAAAAAACGUCACGUCUAAUGUAAAGGAUGCAGAAUUAUGUGGGUUGUUUAGAAGAUGGCUGUAUGCAGAAAUGGCGACAGAGGACUUCGAAUCCGAAUGGGAGCAGGCUACCGAUAUGUAUGGCCUACGCGAGAAGAAAUGGUCAUGCCAGAUGUAUGAUAAGAAGGAGAUGUGGGCAAGUGCUUAUUUGCGUGACAAGUUCUGCGCAGGAUAUCGGACAACAUCCAGGUGCGAAGGCAUUAACGCACACGUGAACAAGUUUUUGAAGUCCACCCACACAAUUUACGAGCUGGUUCAGAGCUUGGAGAUGGUUGCCCGCGAGUAUCAGAAUAGGGAGUUGCUGCUCUAG